UGCAGUCGCUACUGUAUGGCAGAUUGAGUUUCUCAGCAGAAAACUCUCUCCCUCCCUCCCAAACGUCUUCAAAAACCUUCUCCAGAUACUGCGGGUCACUUCGGCUCAAACAGGGAGAGAAAGGGGAGAAAAAAAAGGCUUUUCCUCUCUCCUCCCUCUCUCUUCCUCCCGCCGGAUCUCUCCGGGGUGCGGGGGGCCGUGACCGGGCCCUUGUGCACCCGGGGCGCUGAGGCGUCCCCUCUCACCCUGGUCCUGCUGGGAGCCCGCCGCCGAGCACGGGGACCGCCGUCCAGCACCCUGCUGUGGGAGCCUGGCAGAAAUGAAGAUGGUCUCAGUGCUGCUGCUGCUGCUGAGCACCCUCCAGGGCAUCCCUGCAGUGCCUUCCCAGCGCCCUGCCUGUUACAAGAGGCCCCUCGAGGGGCACAGCUGCCACAGCAUCCCCGGGAGCAGCCACGGCAUCCCCGGGAGCAGCCACGGCAUCCCCGGGAGCAGCCACGGCCUCCGGCACGUCCCGGGUGGGCUGCAGGACCACUUCUGGGAAGGGAAGGGCUGUGAGGUCAUCUGCUACUGCAACCUCAACCAAUUGCUCUGCUGCCCAAAGGAUAUUUUCUUUGGAACAAAGAUAUCGUUUGUGAUCCCCUGCAACCGUCAGUGAAUCAAGUCUGCAAGUGAAGAUAACAAACAUUCUACAAUCAUGUAAUAAUGUUUUCAGAGGGAAAAACAAAACUAUCACCACAAAAAAACCCUUCCUUUCUAACCACAAGUCACUGCCUCACUUUACACUGUAGAAAGAACUUCCUUUCUCUACCUUUAUGGAAUAUCAAAUAUGUAAGAAGUUUUCUUUUCAAAUCUGGUAGCUAAUUUCCAUAAAGCCAUUUCCAUGGUUUAACAGACUGUAUAAGCUCUUAAUGUAUCCUAAUAUGCAUUCCCCAGCAAAAAGCAUAACUCUACUUACUCAGCACACUUGUUUGGACAAAGAAACUUCAAGCCUAAGCCUCCAUGUUGUUAGGAACAUGACUCUCAGAGCAACUCAUGGCAGUGCAGCUUCCUAUUCCAUUAUUGCCAUCACACUUUUAAUGCCAUUUUAAGCUGAAGCCACUCAGUCCCUGGCACUUCUGAAGAGAGGCUCCCGUGUUCUGUUUAGGCAUUUUAGAAUAUAUGCACAUACAAAAGGUGUGCAUUUCCAUAUUUGAAAGUAUUUCACUGGAAUAAAAAUAAUAGUAAAAAUUUACAUUAAUAGUACUAAAGUACACUUAUGUCUAACGUGCCUUGACUAUACAAUCUCUAAACCUUUAAAUUGCUUAAUCUUAGCAUUCAAUAUUUAAAAAUAUUAGAACAACAGAUUUUUAAAUCAAGCUCUAUUUGAAAUACAGUACUGCAAAAUUAAUUUAAAAUGCUGUCUUUUUUAGGCUAUAGCCUAUUUUAGGCAAUAGCUACAGAAAACACAGAGAUAAUCAUCUGAAUAUUCAAGAGGUAUUGAGAUCUGAGACAGACACAAAAAGACAUAAAUUUUUGACAUUUGACAUUUUUUGUUAUAUGGCAAUCUGUAUUGGCAGGUGUUGAGAGGUGACCACAAAAUUUUAAGUCAGUCACAUGGAAAGUGUGCAGUACUGAAGGAGCUGUGCAAUCUUCUCAAAAAAAUGCAUUGUUCACUUAGUAAUCCAAACUGAUACCACCAGUUCACCACACGUGCCUCAUGUGUCAGUAUGAAAUAUUACCAU
Messenger RNA from Oenanthe melanoleuca, 1721 nucleotides. It is a transcript of the gene SCRG1, whose product is annotated as stimulator of chondrogenesis 1. The record is from RefSeq and is a predicted model, not a curated record. The transcript is spliced from 3 exons. NCBI's taxonomy places the organism in Eukaryota, Metazoa, Chordata, Aves, Passeriformes, Muscicapidae. Bases 320 to 655 code for a protein of 111 amino acids.